Molecule: messenger RNA, 2084 nt
Organism: Paraphaeosphaeria sporulosa
Lineage: Eukaryota; Fungi; Ascomycota; Dothideomycetes; Pleosporales; Didymosphaeriaceae
Exons: 1
Coding region: 330-1646 (438 amino acids)
Source: RefSeq, a predicted model, not a curated record
GGUCAACACCGAUGUCAUCAGUCUCGCCCGUGUGAACAGUAAGUCUCGUACACCCAUAGAAGACUUGUGCUGACCACACGUGGUCAGCCAUCUUUGAGUUCGAAGUCUUCCUCAUCCUGGAGGAAGUGCAGUUCCUCACCACCAACGCCUCGCGCCCCUCCUCCGCCUUCGACCUCCAUCCUGAAUAUGCAGACUUCAUCGCGCGCUACAUACUCUUCCGCCCCUAUGCCGAUAUCGCCCCCUGGAACGACCACCUCCCUGCGCUGGUCGAUGGAGUCGUCGACGCUAUCAUCUGGCUCCGCCCGCAGACCGCCGAGCGCCGAGCGCACAUGGUGACAACGCUGUGCCGCAAGGCGUCGCUGCACCUGCUCGUCAGCAAAAAGGUGGGCGAUGUCUCGCGGCGGGAUUUCAAAGAGCAUCUCCUUGUUGCGGCCACGCAUCUGAAGGAGCUGCCCGUGAUUGUAGAGCUGCUGCGCGAGAACCCCGACCUCAACCGUAUGCAUAGCGAUUUUUUCGGGUUCCCCGUACACGCCGCGAUCAUCGCCGACGAUGCGGAUCUCGUCCGCCGGUUGCUCUUGCACGGCGCGGCGUUCGAGCACGCAGUAUGGCUGAAAGACGUUGUCCGCGCGCGCCACGCGCCGUGGCUCCUCGCCGUACUCACCAGCCAGAAGAAAGUGGUUGAUGUGCUCUGCGCGUCGAUACGCGAUGUCACAGAUGCCAUCGCAGUUGCAGUUGAGCUCGAGAAGGAAGACGUCGCUAUCGCGCUGCUGCGGACGCAGGAACAUGCCUUCGGCCACGGGAGUAUGAGCUUCUACCUGCGCAAAGCAGUCUCCGAAGCGUGCAAGAAGGGCAUGCAGAAGCUUCUCCUCCUGCUGAUUGAGGCGGGGGCUUUCGCGAAGACAAGGGCGUGGACGGGGCCUAGUUUACGCCACUUGCUGGUUGCGGCGUGUAAGGCGGACGAACCCGCCGUUCUGCGGAUGCUCCUCGAGAAGACGAAGGAGUUGAAGACCUGCGUUCCGCUGGAGGAUGUGUUAGUUCAAGCCGUGAGGACGGGCACAGUGGACGCACUGCGCGUCCUCCUCGAUCAUGGCGUGCGCCUCUCUGCAGUGCGAGCAUUUAAGCUCCUCGCCUCCGUCGCGCCGUGGCCUGCAGUUUCCACUCCGACACUUACUGAUGCGACCACCGCGCUCCACCAUGCCGUUUUCCUCCUCGAGCACAAAGCAGUCAAUCUCGAAGCCCUGCUCGCCGUGGAAGAACAUACCGGCUUCGGCGCCGCGCACCUGAUGAUUAUCGCCGCGCAGACAGGAAACACCACACUAGUCUCCGCCCUCGCGCAGUUUGGGGUCCCCCUCGACGACGUAGAGUUCUAUGCAAAGUCGGGAUGUGCGGUACCGAUUGCUGCUGCGGAGUCGUAUGGGCGUAACGAGACCGCAGCGAAGCUGAAGGCAUUGGUGGUGGAAAGGGCUGUCGUAGAGAUGGGAAGAGAGACGGAGCAGGCCGUCGUGAGAAUCCGCAAGGGUAGGAAGAGAAUGGACGAAGAACACCCCGCGAGCAACCAAGACAUUGAUCUCUCUGUCUUCCUUGCGACCCCAAUAACAUGCAAGAAUAGGAGCAGAGUCGAGCUCGACGAUGCGGAUGAUUGGUAAGGGGAAAAGUAUAAAGCGUGUCGUCAGGCAUGAUUAUCAAGCAAAGCAAGCUCGCUAGUGGCUGUUUCGACAAAGCGGGUAUUGGCGAUGAUCUUCUGGGCUGAGGAACACGAUAUGAGGUUGUUGAGCGUGCCGAGAAUAUCAAGUCUUGCGUCAGCUUCCGGUGUAGUUCCUGACGUAGUAACCCAGUGGUGUAAGAGAGAUGGAGCGGAUCAGCUGCGUGGAGUCACCUAUAGAAGGCAGGUGCGCCAUUUCCUGUACACCGGGGCACCUUCCGGACGCCAGAAGUGCCUUUCAACAGUUCUGAGGCCUAGUUGUAGUCGCUGUUUUAUUUCGACGGAAACGUUGCAUGUCGAGCUUGCAUACUACUGAGCUUCACUAUUUUCGUAUAAACGGGAGCAUCGAGUACCAUACACAGCCCGGCGAUUUGCACUCCAU